Messenger RNA from Microplitis mediator, 639 nucleotides. RefSeq names its product adult-specific cuticular protein ACP-20-like. Lineage: Eukaryota; Metazoa; Arthropoda; Insecta; Hymenoptera; Braconidae. Bases 89 to 541 code for a protein of 150 amino acids. Gene Ontology annotation, cellular component: extracellular matrix. The transcript is spliced from 3 exons. The record is from RefSeq and is a predicted model, not a curated record.
CAUUUUUAUUUACUAUAAAUACGUCUAUAAAUUAAAACGAAAUCUGUACAUCGACAAUCAGUUUAAGAGACUCAUUAUCUCUAUCAACAUGUACGCACUAAAGUUUCUUGUCCUCAUUGUCGCAAUACUGAUGAUAAAAACUAAAGCAUCGCCAGUUGAGUAUGAAAAUUAUGACUAUGAUUCAUACAAUCAAGAGCCUGAGAAUAGUUAUGAGGAGUCAUAUCCAGAUCAUGGAUACUCUGGAUAUGAAUACGAUUCACACGAUAACUACGCUUUUAAUUACGGAGUGAAUGAUCCAUACACGGGGGACGUAAAGAGCCAGGAGGAAGUCCGCGUUGGUGAUGUAGUCAAAGGAUCUUACAGUAUUAAUGAACCGGAUGGAACAAUCAGGGUUGUCGAGUAUACUGCUGAUGAUCACAAUGGAUUUAAUGCUGUUGUAAAGAAAAUCGGACAUUCCGUACAUCCCAUUCCUCCUAUUGCUAAAUAUCAUCCUAUUGUCCCUAUUCAUCACCCAUUUAGUCACCAGCAAUAUCUCUACUAAUUACUUAGUAUUACAAAUUAUUAAUUAACAUUUUAAUUUAUUAUUAAAAAAUAAGAGUUUACUUUUUUUUUUUAAUUUAAAAAAAAUUAUCUUGCAGU